AUGGAAGGUGGUGGACAUAAUAAUCAUGAUCAAUCUGACAAAGGAGUUUUCUCACAUUUAGCUCAUGGGUUAGCCCCAGGAGCAUACCCUCCACCAGGAGCAUACCCUCCACCAGGAGCAUACCCUCCCCCAGGAGCAUAUCCUCCACCUGGACAUGGCUACCCUCCACAUCAAGGUGGUUAUCCUCCGGCUGGUUACCCUCCUGCUGGUUAUCCGCCAGGCGGUGGUUAUCCUCCAGCAGCCGGUGGUUAUGGUUAUCCACCUGCUGGUUAUCCUGGUUCUCAUGCUCCACCACAUGCCCCAGGGCCUUUUGGGCAUGCCGGUGGUGCUGCUGGUAUGGGUGGAAUGGGUGGAUUGAUUGCUGGUGCGGCCGCUGCUUAUGGUGCUCACCGUGUUUCCCAUGGCCAUUAUGGACAUGGAGGAUAUGGUCACAUGGGCCAUGGAAAAUUCAAGGGUGGGAAAUUCGGCAAGCAUGGGAAAUUCAAGGGUGGAAAGUUUGGCAAGCAUGGUAUGUUUAGAAAGUGGAACGCUUCUACACCCCUUCUCGUUUCUCAUCCCUCUCUACCACUCUUAUCAUUCUGUCUUGGGUUUGUUUCUUCUUCUCUCUCACAAAUUCCAUCUGCUCCUGAGUUCUUAAACACUCGUUGCAUUUGUGAAUCGACACCCACUGUUUGGGUUCUGAAUAAUCAACACCUGUUGAUUCAAUGGUUAUAUACUUCAAUCUAUGUGGAAGGAAAAGAAGAAAGAUGGAGUAUGGUUGUACGUAAUGCUAAAGUUUUGCGUAGGAAUGUGUUUCAAUUAUCGUGUGGUCAUUAA
Molecule: messenger RNA, 816 nt
Organism: Vicia faba (fava bean)
Lineage: Eukaryota; Viridiplantae; Streptophyta; Magnoliopsida; Fabales; Fabaceae
Source: the annotation of a GenBank genome assembly